Molecule: messenger RNA, 1678 nt
Organism: Aspergillus calidoustus
Lineage: Eukaryota; Fungi; Ascomycota; Eurotiomycetes; Eurotiales; Aspergillaceae
Source: the annotation of a GenBank genome assembly
CAGUGAACAGCCGGGUCAACUUGGAGAAAUCUAGGAUUCUAGCCCGGUCUGUUAGCCUAGACGCCAGAGAUCUAUAAAUCUAUCUACCAGCAGCUACAAUGUUCAAGUUCAUACCCAGAUCCAUCCAAACGCGUCGGUGUCGCGUGCCACCACUGCCCACCAACGGCUUCCGCAGUCAAGGAAGCAAGCAUUACUCAACGAACCGCCCAUUCCGACAACCAAGUUCAAGUUCAAGAAAAUACACUGCGAUAACCACAAGCCUAAUCAGCUCAACCGGCCUCUGGUGGCUCAUAACAUCAUCAGCAACAACAACCCCUCAGGACUCCGUGCCAAGUCUCGACCCCGGAACCAAGCCGCUUCCAGGGGCCGCCGGUCUGUCACCAGAACAAGUCUCCGCGAUCCUCUCAAAAGACGCAUACUCGUAUAUCGUCCGCACCAUCCCCGGCGUGGAUCGCUACGACGGCGCACAGGUUGCGUCCAAUUCGCCGUGUGAAGACCAGUUCGUGCAUGGGCAGUUUCCCUCGCCAAUCACGUUUCCAUCGAGCCAUGAUUCCAGCCACUGGAAUGGCAAUGAAAGCCACUGGAUGACAUGGGGCGUCUUCGACGGCCAUCUCGGUCCACAAACAGCUGACGUGCUCGCUCGCUCGCUCCUAGACUCCGUAUCACGCAGACUUCGCGGGUUACAGUCACUGAACGAAGGCUCCGCAAUCAGCAACGAGGCGAUUCAGCGCGCGAUCUCCCGCGGCUUUGUCGAUCUCGACGAGAAGAUUUUCACCACGGCGCUGUCCGCAGCAGAACCAUCGAAUACGGAACCCCUCGCGACGAAGAUCCGGAAGAUGCAGCCUGCUUUCGCGGGCUCCUGUGCUCUUCUUACUCUUUUCGACCCGGUGAGAAGUACGCUUCAUGUCGCAUGCACGGGCGACUCGCGUGCUGUGCUUGCUCAACAAUCACCUGAUGGAACAUGGACCGCGACGCCGCUCUCAAUCGACCAAACAGGUUCGAACGAGGCCGAAAUCUCUCGAGUAAACGCCCAACACCCGGGCGAAUCCUCCAUCGUGCAAGGCGGCCGCGUGCUGGGACUGAUGGUCUCGCGGGCGUUCGGCGACGGGCAGUGGAAGUGGCCCGUGAGCGUGCAACAGGAGCUCCAGACUCGAUUCGGAGGGCCGGGGCUGUUGAAUCCGAAAUAUAACGUGCAGACGCCGCCGUAUAUCACCGCGGAGCCCGUGGUUACGAGUACGAAGCUCGAGCCUGGGCGAGCGAGCGUUUUGAUACUUGCCACGGAUGGGCUGUGGGAUAUGGUUUCGAGUCAGCAGGCUGCGGAGCUUGUGGGGGGUUGGUUGGAUGCGCAGUUCACUGGGCGGAAGGGGGAGGGAGUGGAUAGGGGAAAGAGGGUGGAAGGGCCGUUUGAUUUUGGGCAGUUUGCUAAGGGGGUUACUUGGCGCUUUGCGGAGGAGAGGACGAAGGUCCAGGAUGAGAAUGCCGCUGUGCAUCUUAUGCGGAAUGCGUUUGGGGGGAGUCACCAUGAGCUGAUCGCCGGACGGCUGGCAUUUGAGGCGCCGCAUUCGAGGAGGGUGAGGGAUGAUAUGACGGUGCAAGUUGUGUUUUUCAAUACAGAGAAUCUGGUGAGGAUUACGGAUACUACAAGAGAUGGAAAUAGGGAUACCAAAUAGAGAUGGUG